Molecule: messenger RNA, 761 nt
Organism: Hippopotamus amphibius kiboko
Lineage: Eukaryota; Metazoa; Chordata; Mammalia; Artiodactyla; Hippopotamidae
Gene: NDP
Product: norrin cystine knot growth factor NDP
Exons: 3
Coding region: 319-720 (133 amino acids)
Biological process (GO): Wnt signaling pathway
Source: RefSeq, a predicted model, not a curated record
CAAGCCAUGUGACAGAGGGACAGAAGAACAAAAGCAUUUGGAAGUAACAGGACCUCUUUCUAGCUCUCAGAAAAGUCUGGGGAGAAAGGAGCCCUGCGUUUUCCCCCAAGCUGUGCAGCAGAUACAGUGGUGAUGGAUUGCGGGUGCAGAAAGUAAGACGAAACUCCGGCAUACAAAGGACAAUGACAACCAGGAAGCUCCAACCAGAUCCUGCCCUUUCCUUGAAAGGAACUGGAGCCUAGGAGGUGAAGGCAUUUCCAAUUUUUAGUCCUCUGCCUCCCUCUGCUGUUACCUCUUGAGAAGUUUUCCCUUACAACAAUGAGAAAUCAUGUACUAGCUGCAUCCUUUUCUAUGCUCUCCCUGCUGGCACUGAUGGGAGAUACAGACAGCAAAACAGACAGCUCAUUCAUGAUGGACUCCGAUCCUCGACGCUGCAUGAGGCACCACUAUGUCGAUUCUAUCAGUCACCCGUUGUACAAGUGUAGUUCCAAGAUGGUACUCCUGGCCCGGUGCGAGGGGCACUGCAGCCAGGCGUCACGCUCCGAGCCCUUGGUCUCCUUCAGCACUGUCCUCAAGCAGCCCUUCCGCUCCUCCUGUCACUGCUGCCGGCCCCAGACGUCCAAACUGAAGGCACUGAGGCUGCGCUGCUCUGGGGGCAUGCGACUCACGGCCACCUACCGGUACAUCCUCUCCUGUCACUGCGAGGAGUGCAGCUCCUGAGGCCUGCUGUUGAGUGGCUUCUGGAUGGGACAGCCCCUCUC